Molecule: messenger RNA, 519 nt
Organism: Aethalodelphis obliquidens (Pacific white-sided dolphin)
Lineage: Eukaryota; Metazoa; Chordata; Mammalia; Artiodactyla; Delphinidae
Gene: RPLP2
Product: ribosomal protein lateral stalk subunit P2
Exons: 5
Coding region: 139-483 (114 amino acids)
Biological process (GO): cytoplasmic translational elongation
Cellular component (GO): ribosome; cytosolic large ribosomal subunit
Molecular function (GO): structural constituent of ribosome
Source: RefSeq, a predicted model, not a curated record
GCGCUCUCAAGGGGCGCUGCGCGCAGGUUCCGGAGGCUUCUGGGUAGCGAAUUAUCCCCGCCCCCCGCACCGGCGCCUUCCUUUCCGUGCCUAACGCCGCCGAAGUCGCACGCGCGAGGCUUCUCCGCCGCCGCCAAGAUGCGCUACGUUGCCUCCUACCUGCUGGCCGCUCUCGGGGGCAAUUCCUCCCCCAACGCCAAGGACAUCAAGAAGAUCCUGGACAGCGUGGGCAUCGAGGCAGACGACGACCGGCUCAACAAGGUCAUCAGUGAGCUGAACGGAAAGAACAUCGAGGACGUCAUUGCCCAGGGUAUUGGCAAGCUGGCCAGCGUGCCAGCUGGCGGGGCUGUGGCCGUCUCUGCUGCCCCAGGAGCUGCAGCUCCUGCUGUGGGUUCUGCCCCAGCCGCAGAGGAGAAGAAGGAGGAGAAAAAGGAGGAGUCAGAAGAGUCAGAUGACGACAUGGGGUUCGGCUUGUUUGACUAGAGCCCACACCCGUGCAAAUAAAAACCUGUUGACGUA